GCCUGAACACCUCCGCCACAUCCUCCACCACCCUUAUCAUAGGCAGCAAGCUGAACUAUCGUGCUGCGUUUCAUAAGAGGACGUUAAAAAGCAGCUUUCCACUUUGAGAUUUUAAACUUCGCCGCGUGAGGUUUCGGAACUUCUUCAUUCCCUCGCGCAGAUGUGGACGCAUUGAGGAAGCCGCACUUUUUUCAUUUUAUACAAUAUAAUUGUAGCCUACUAUUUAUUUCCACAGCGGCUCAGACUUAUUUUAACCAUGAUACAGAUGUGAUAUGAGCAAACUGCAGCUGCACUAUCGACGAUAUGUCCGCAAUUGGUAUACCUUGAUAAUAAAUAAAAAAAGUAGCUAUUAAUGAAUUCCAGGAUAUAACUCUUUCUCGUGCACAGCAUGCCAGGCUGAUACCAGCGCCUCACUCUGAACUCUCCAAGGCUUUGCAAAUUGUCACAAUAAACCUGAGAUUACUCAGGAAUAUGCUCAGUGAGCAGCUCAACUUUUGGAAGAGCUCUUUUGAAAUCUACUUCAAAAGAUUCUGCAGAAGUCUAUGAAAUCAAAUUUGAAGACUUUUCUCAUGAUAAACCCCUACGUUGCCGUGCAUGAACUGAUGCUUUGGGCCUUUUCGAAAGCUAAUGAAGCUGGAGUCAUCACUAUUUAAUGCCAAGAGACAAGCGCAACAAUGAUUAAUUAUACCUGACACAAUUUGGGGAGGCACUGCUGAUUAUGCAGAAGGUUGGCGGGCUUGAUAUGCCCAGGAAAUCCUCUAUCCUUGAUGGCUUUGCCGUGAUAUGGUGCAUUGUCUUUGGAUUAUUCAUCGUAAUUGCACCAGUGAUGGCUUGUCCCACGACUUGUCACUGCAUGGAGAAGAGUGGAAAGACCGUGGUCCAAUGCAUUUCCCGUAACUUGGACAUCAUACCACCUGAUCUCCCAAGAGAUACCGUCAUCCUGCUUUUGGCAUCCAACCACAUCACCCACAUCCCCAACCAAGCCUUCAAGGACCUGCACUACCUGCAGGAGCUGGACCUGUCUAACAAUGACAUUGAAUUGGUGGACCUCGGAGCUUUCCAAGGCGUUUCUGACAGCCUCCUUUUUCUGGAUCUAUCAAACAAUCGGAUCCAAAGUGUCCCUAAAGAGGCAUUUGCGCGACUUCGGGCAAAAAUUAGUCUCUCGAACAACCCGUGGCACUGCGAGUGCAUGCUGCAGGAGGUGCUGAGGGAGCUACGGUUGGACCCUGAGACGGUGAACGAGGUGAUGUGCCAUACGGCGGUGCAGGAGGAGUACGCUGGCAAACCGGUGAUCCAGGUGCUGGACUCAGGGAUCAACUUCUGCAACUUCCACCACAAGACCACCGACGUAGCCAUGUUCGUCACCAUGUUCGGGUGGUUCACCAUGGUGAUCGCGUACGUCAUCUACUAUGUGAGACACAAUCAGGAGGACGCUAGGAGGCACCUGGAGUACCUCAAGUCACUGCCAAGCAGUUCUCAGAUCAGCAAGGACUUUGACACCAUCAGCACUGUUCUCUAGCAGGGCCAUAUUUAUGUGAAUACAUUUGUGGUUUUGUUCAAUGACUAAAAAGCUGUUGUAAAACAUAAUCACCUGUGUUUCUAAGGUUUAUCAGUUCAUAAAAUCGGUGAAAUCGACUUUUUAAGCCCGGUAAAUGAUGUCCUUUUUCUUAUUACUGGCACACAGGGAAACAUUGAUAGCACAAAAUAAACAACAUUUCCUAAAAGUCACAUUUCUUUGACGGAUGAUGGAUCAA
Molecule: messenger RNA, 1754 nt
Organism: Notothenia coriiceps (black rockcod)
Lineage: Eukaryota; Metazoa; Chordata; Actinopteri; Perciformes; Nototheniidae
Product: leucine-rich repeat-containing protein 3-like
Exons: 2
Coding region: 719-1519 (266 amino acids)
Cellular component (GO): plasma membrane
Molecular function (GO): protein binding
Source: RefSeq, a predicted model, not a curated record